GUCAACCUCACCUUCAGCCUUUCCACCCGCCGAACGUCACGAUGAGCUCCCAGCGAUCGAGCGUCGUUCCCCAGGAUUUCCUUGCGCGAAUCCGAUACUCCAAUGCGCUCCCUCCUCCGCCAUGUCCUCCCAAGCUGCUCGACAUCCCCAACACUGGUCUUUCGAGCGGACAAUACACAUCGGCUAGUUUCGCAUCGAGGCUUGCGCGAGAGCAGCCGCUGAAUAUUGAAGCUGAUGCCGAACUGGGCAUGCCCAUUGACUUGGUGGGCAUCCCCAAGGUGUUCGAUGGGGAUGAAUCAGCUAUCCAUGCCAUGGCACACCCGCCGCCGUUAUGUGCUGCUGAUCGGGCGCUGAUGCGACCGCCCAAUGCGCUUGGUAAAUCGCACAACCAAGCUACAGGCACCUCCUUCUUGCGACGCACAGAGUACAUCACCUCGAGCACAACGGGCGGUUCGAAGUUCGAGUCGAGUAACUCGUCAAACACGAUGCGCGUACGACGAAAGCGAAAGCUCCAAGACGCCUCCGUAGAUGACCCAAUCAACAUCUCCAGACACAUUCUGAAGGGCUUCAACCUUGCGUAUCCGGCCGACGCCUACAACGGGCAAGACAGCUCAGAGAACCUCCGUGCAGCAGAAAUCUCGGCCGAGGAGAGGCAAGCCUGGAACAAGCCCAAGAACCCAAAGAACCCCAACUUGAAGCUGCUGGACUCAUACCCAUUGCUGCCAGAUUGGGACGCUAUGACCGACACAGGCGCGUACAUGAUGUUCAAGUACAUGGCUGCUCCGAUCAACAACCCACUCGACCCCUCAUACGACCCUCGCCUUGACGUCGCGCUCUUCCGUCCCGCUGGUCAGUCAAUCAAGGAUCAAGACCUGUACAUGCAAGAAAAGGAGGCGCAAAAAGAGGAUCCCACAGCGCCAGCACCAACUUCCCGCUUCCACUUCGAGUUCUUCCUCCCCGGCAGCAGAGAGCGAGUCCACGACAUCCAGCGCAACUUCACAACCAACGACCCCACCGCCGAGUCCAUCACUUUCGACGGCGAGGGCGAAGACGACGAAGGCCGCCCCCGCAAAUUCUUCAAGUACGAUAAUAUCCGCACAUAUGAGACCUCACAACAGGUCGCGUGCGAAGACGUAUACGGUGAUGUCGUCGCACUGGCCAUGCACGACCCGGAGAAACACAAGCAGGAGAGCUUGCGCAGCACGAAGCUGCAGAAGGCCGCGUACUUCUACCCGAUUAUUCAGAAAACGAGUAUCAGGCCGAGAAGACCGGGACAUGUUGAGAUGGUCGAGGAGCAGCAGAGGGUCGAUGUUAUCGAGGCGGCGGGGAAGGAGCCAGGGAACGAGAGCGAGAAGAGGGAGUCGUAUAGGAGGAAGGCUGAGCCGAUUGAGGCGUGAGGUGGUGAAGAUGGAGGACGGGGCGAGCUUUUUGGUAGCAUAGCGUGGCGUUGGAGCGGAAAUUUGUAUAGUAUGCAUCUACAUGUAUCUUGACAAGACUGGACUUUCUAUCUGGGGCCUCAGGC
This is a messenger RNA of Macroventuria anomochaeta, 1522 nucleotides long. Its product is annotated as Paf1-domain-containing protein. Gene Ontology annotation, biological process: transcription elongation by RNA polymerase II. The coding region runs from base 42 to 1397 and encodes 451 amino acids. Gene Ontology annotation, cellular component: Cdc73/Paf1 complex. The transcript has 2 exons. Lineage: Eukaryota; Fungi; Ascomycota; Dothideomycetes; Pleosporales; Didymellaceae. The record is from RefSeq and is a predicted model, not a curated record. Gene Ontology annotation, molecular function: chromatin binding; RNA polymerase II complex binding.